Messenger RNA from Nannospalax galili (Upper Galilee mountains blind mole rat), 961 nucleotides. It is a transcript of the gene Pin1, whose product is annotated as peptidylprolyl cis/trans isomerase, NIMA-interacting 1. Gene Ontology annotation, molecular function: peptidyl-prolyl cis-trans isomerase activity; protein binding. Lineage: Eukaryota; Metazoa; Chordata; Mammalia; Rodentia; Spalacidae. The transcript is spliced from 4 exons. The coding region runs from base 96 to 587 and encodes 163 amino acids. The record is from RefSeq and is a predicted model, not a curated record. Gene Ontology annotation, cellular component: cytosol; nucleus.
CGGGAGCAGCCGAGCCAAUCAGCAAUGGCAUUGGGCAGCCGCCGGGCUGGGGCUGUGAGGCUUGAGGUGAAGCGAGCGCUGCGGUAGGAGGGAAGAUGGCGGAUGAAGAGAAGCUGCCGCCCGGCUGGGAGAAGCGCAUGAGCCGCAGCUCAGGCCGCGUGUACUACUUCAAUCAUAUCACCAAUGCCAGCCAGUGGGAGCGGCCCAGUGGCAGUGCCGGCAGCAACAGCAAGAAUGGGCAAGGGGAGCCUGCCAGGGUGCGUUGCUCACACCUGCUGGUGAAGCACAGCCAGUCCAGGCGGCCCUCAUCCUGGCGGCAGGAGAAGAUCACCAGGAGCAAGGAGGAGGCCCUGGAGCUGAUCAAUGGCUACAUCCAGAAGAUCAAGUCGGGAGAGGAGGACUUUGAAUCUCUGGCUUCACAGUUCAGCGACUGCAGCUCCGCCAAGGCCAGGGGAGACCUGGGUGCUUUUAGCAGAGGUCAGAUGCAGAAACCAUUUGAGGAUGCGUCGUUUGCACUUCGGACAGGGGAGAUGAGCGGACCGGUGUUCACGGACUCGGGCAUCCACAUCAUCUUGCGCACAGAGUGAGGGCCAAAGGCCUAGUUGGCCUGUGGGCUGCCAGCGACCCACGGCCCCCUUCCUGCUGCUGUCACAGUAUUUAUUGUUCCCAGUAUGGCUAGGAGGGCUCUGAGAUUGGGGCUCUAUAUACCAGCUCCCUUGCCGCCUCCAGUUGGGGCUGCCCUGACUAGACUCCUCCAGGAAGGACUAGGGGUGGGGAGGCCUCCAGGGCCCAGAGGUGACCAGCCCCCUGGGUCCCAGAGGCAGGCAGGAGGGCCUUGUUUGUUUGUUAUGCUCUGUUCCUCUGUUCAGUUGUAAAAAGCUCCACGCCUGGCGCUGCCGUGACUCAGGCCUGGGAGCAUAGUGCAGAGCCCUCUGCACCUUCCAUUAAACCUGGAACUACU